AUGGUGCUCUGUGCGUCGGAAAGGGAACGGGUAGUUUCGGUAAGCGCCGCAACAAGACGCACACGCUGUGCCGGCGCUGCGGUCGCCGCUCAUACCACAUUCAGAAGAGCCGAUGCGGUGCCUGCGGCUACCCCGCCGCGCGCGUGCGCAAGUGUAAGUUCUUAUGGAUCUCUCAGAAUGCGUGUGCAUGUGAUUGUGGUCAACUCAAAGGCUUUCGCAACCCGCUGCGCGGGUGCGCAAGUGUGA
Closterium sp. Yama58-4 is the source of this 246-nucleotide messenger RNA. Lineage: Eukaryota; Viridiplantae; Streptophyta; Zygnematophyceae; Desmidiales; Closteriaceae. The record is from the annotation of a GenBank genome assembly.